AUGUCGAGUCACACCAACUUCUUUGCUAGAGUCAAAGCUCCUAAGCACUCGGAGGAAGAUUGGGAGGCGCAAAAGUUGAAUAUCGAGCGCUUCGAAAAACAAUUGAAAAGCAGGUUACCAAAAUGGGGCCUAGAUAUCAAGAAUCUGAAACGCGAGACCAUGGUGCAAAUUGCGCAAAAGAAAGCAAAGCGCAAGGUAUUCGAGGGCAAGGAGAGCUCUUUCCGCGUCCAUAAGAGACUCGUCAGGGACCAGAACAUAGACCGGUUCCUGCAAAGACAUGCCAUUUCGGAGAAGGAUCUACUGGAAAUGAAUAGUCCAAUUAAUGCACCUUCUCCGGCGUUCAGUAUCUUCACACCCAAGUCUAUAGUCUCACCCACUCCUGAGCUCGACCACACCUCUCCUCCGAUAGACUCGUCAACGUCUAGCAACGAGUUGAAUAUCCUGCCAAUGUACACUGGACAUGUUGCUAAAAUAACAAAAUAUCAAUCUGCUACGAUAGAAGAUGUGGUUGACGAAGAUUUGGAAUCAUCUGCUUCAUUAAUCCGAGCCCAGACAGGUGGAGAGGACCUUCCAACGACAGACAAACAACAUAGUUCAUCAUUUGCAGCAAUAUCCUCAAAGGCUGUUGAAGUUCGAACUUCACGUCCAUAUGCCUACAUUCCGCCACCGCCGCUCAAGUAUCCCUCAACAACCCCAGAGAACUCGGAGCGUCGAUUCAUAUGGGUGACUUCUCCAUCAGCCAAGCAAUCAACAACCCUUUCGCCCGAGCUCGGAGCCAGAAUCCCACAUUCACAGGCUAUGCCAUCCAGCCCCUGCGUCAAUCCCAGCAGUCUUCAGUUCGGGGGUGCGACUGAAGUUGAUGACUAUGAUGCGCGAGUGUGGAACCGGAAAGCGAUCUUCUUCAAUCUGUUGGCGAGCGCUCGCGCUAGACGUUAA
Molecule: messenger RNA, 936 nt
Organism: Mollisia scopiformis
Lineage: Eukaryota; Fungi; Ascomycota; Leotiomycetes; Helotiales; Mollisiaceae
Exons: 3
Coding region: 1-936 (311 amino acids)
Source: RefSeq, a predicted model, not a curated record